Molecule: messenger RNA, 1950 nt
Organism: Chilo suppressalis (striped riceborer)
Lineage: Eukaryota; Metazoa; Arthropoda; Insecta; Lepidoptera; Crambidae
Source: the annotation of a GenBank genome assembly
GCCAUUGCGUUCCGCCAUUUUGCUUGGUCGUGUAGUGAACGUAAAAUUUAAUCCUAUGUAUUUUAUCGGGGAUAUAUUUGUUAUUUAGUUUAAAAUUAGUGUAUCAAUACACUAAUGGCUUGCUUAAAUACACUUAAGUUAGAAAUUAAGACCUUAGAACAAGUUUUUCCCAAAAAUCAUGAACGGUUUCAGAUAAUGUCUGCUAGUGUCGACGAACUGACCUGCAGAUUCGUUGGCAGAAAUGGCAAGAAAUAUGAAAUACAUGCUAAUAUUACCGAAACAUACCCCAACACACCACCAGUUUGGUUCGCUGACAGUGAAGAUCCUAUUGUGACAAAUGCUGUACAGAUCCUCAGUAAUACACAGGGGAGAGACAAUCAUGUCAUAAACCAAGUUGGUAUAUUGUUGAGAGAGCUAUGCAAAUUACAUGGUGUCCCUGAACCACCAGAUUUAGAUUCCCUCGCAUUACCAGUCCACCCUGCUCCACAACAGAGAUUACCCAGCGUCACGUCAAAUGGUGCAGAGUCAGGCACUGAGGAGGAUGAAGAAAUGGCUGCCGAAGAGGAUGAAUCUGAGGGCGAGGACGAUUUGCCUUUAGAAAUGGUUGAUGAUGCUGGACGCAGCAAUAAGGACGACAUGGAGACUGAACACCUGGCGACGUUAGAGCGGCUGCGGCAGAACCAGCGCGCUGAUUACCUGUCGGGUAGCGUGUCCGGCAGCCUGCAGGCGACUGACCGCCUCAUGAAGGAGCUGCGCGAUAUAUAUCGCAGCCACUCGUUCAAGAAUAAUAUGUAUUCCAUUGAGCUAAUAAAUGAUUCCUUAUAUGAAUGGAACAUCAGGCUUCGGUCAGUGGACCCAGAUAGCCCUCUACACAAUGAUCUCUUGCUGCUGAAAGAAAGAGAAGGCAAAGAUUCCAUCCUGCUCAACAUUAUGUUCAAAGAGACCUACCCGUUCGAGCCGCCCUUUGUACGUGUUGUUUACCCAAUCAUAUCAGGUGGCUACGUAUUAGUAGGCGGCGCAAUCUGCAUGGAACUACUGACCAAGCAAGGAUGGUCGUCCGCGUACACAGUGGAGGCGGUUAUAAUGCAAAUAGCCGCCACAUUGGUCAAAGGAAAGGCCCGCAUACAGUUCGGCGCCACCAAAGUUGUCUCACAGUCGCAGUACUCGCUGGCGCGCGCGCAACAAAGCUUCAAGUGCCUCGUGCAGAUUCACGAGAAGAAUGGUUGGUUCACACCUCCGAAAGAGGAUGGCUAAUGCAGGCCGCACUGCUCUAACAUUUAAGACUAACGUGCAACAGUUGACAGUCGACGCCCGAACGGAUCACACUCAAUCAGACAAGUGGCUUUAACAGUUUGCCUGGUCUUAAAUAAAAUAUUCCACACAGUUCGUAACGCGAAACAGUUUUAUGUUUAUAUCUCAAGUAUUGUAUGUAACUUUAAUUGUUAAGUGCUAUUGAAUGUUUUUGAUAAGUGCGGGCGUUCACGAGAGACUUUAUAAGACUUAUAGGAAAUGUUUAAAUGUGUAACGUUUUUUGUAAUCAUUAAUUUCUCAUUUAAAAAAAAACAAAGUUAUCCACAUGGUAGCCGCCUUAGACGUUACUGGAGUGUGAAGUUGGAAAAGUUCUUUGCAUUUCUCUUUAGUUAUGGAAAUAAAAGAAAAACCUGUGAUUCUUAUUUUAAAUGUCUUUCAAUGUACCCUAUUUGUGAUUGUUUUUAUUUUUUGCCGGCACGUAAGCAUACGUGGCGAGUAUAAAUAUGUGGGAAUGAUGUGUUUUUAUUAGUAAAAAUGUUUUCCAUCUGCACUGAUUAAAUUGAUCCUCAGAAAUUGUAACCUCUAUAAUACGAAGCUAUAGGUAUUUGUUGAUAAGUAAGACUGAAUACUUGUCUUAGGCGUAUUCUUUAUCAAAAGAAACCGGGGGCGUAAAAUUGGAAAAAUGUAAAUAAACAGCGA